UAGUCAUUUCACUUCUGUUUCCCCCCCUGCGCUGCCCAGCCAACGCGAAGCUCCUCCCAACGUCAAUUCAACCGAUCUCGAACCUAAACCUGCGACGCGAACCCACAAAACUACUCACACACUCACAACUCACACAACACCACUCACAACCCACGACCACGACCACCACACCAUGCCCUCCCGCGCACCACAACCUUGACCUAACCUCACCACGACACACACCACACCACACCUUACCUAUCUACAAACCGCCACCAUGAGCGACAGCGAACUAUUCUUCAGCCUUCUCCGGAUCUCAGCGGCGCAGAUCCUGCGGGCGGCGGGGCUCACAACCGCGAAGCCAUCAGUCGUCGACGCCUUCACCGACAUUCUGGCGCGACACCUCCUCCUGCUCGGAUCGACAACACGCGAGAUCGCCGAGUCCUCUGGGCGGCUGCACGCGGAUGUGGACGACGUGCGGCUGGCGCUGGAACAUGUUGGCGUCAUCCGGCCCGUCAAUGUUUAUGCCGACCCCGACGACGUGGACACGCACGGCGUGGACUCGCUUGUCGAGUGGUUCCGUGGGACACAUGCGGCGGAGAUGAGGAGGGUCGCGGGCUACGCGGGAAAGGGUGAGGGCGUCGGGACGGAGGCGAAGAAUGAAGAGUGGAUUGCUGCUAUCAAGAAGAUCACAGAAAAGAGGGCGGCGAGCUCAUGAGCCGCGGGUUAUCGCUGCGACUAUUAUUACUGCUACUAUUACUACAUUACAAUUAUGUGCUUUCUUACAUCGUACGGCUGGGGCGUGUGGAGAUCUUAGGAUUUUUUCUUUUGGAGGGGGAAUAUGGCGUUAUUUGUUUCUGCGUUCCCAAGUUUGGAUGCCAUGUUAAUAAUACCACAAAUUUCACAUCCAUUCAAUCC
Messenger RNA from Tricharina praecox, 897 nucleotides. RefSeq lists its product as uncharacterized. NCBI's taxonomy places the organism in Eukaryota, Fungi, Ascomycota, Pezizomycetes, Pezizales, Pyronemataceae. The transcript is spliced from 2 exons. The record is from RefSeq and is a predicted model, not a curated record. Gene Ontology annotation, cellular component: transcription factor TFIID complex. Gene Ontology annotation, molecular function: protein heterodimerization activity. The coding region runs from base 257 to 697 and encodes 146 amino acids.